AAAGAUGACGAAGAACCAUAGCAAUGAUGACCCAGCCACUCAAGAAAAUUGAUUUUUAGCUCUUUUUGUGUAGAACAUCCAAAGCAUAUACUAGAAGCUGAGGACAAAGAUGAACUGCUCUUUAACAGAGGCCACUUUCUCUAGUACAUAAUAUUAAAUCUUCACUUUUUUCUUCACUUUCAUUUUCCUCAUUAAAGAAAUAAGCAACUUCACUUCAUUUCCCAUGUUAAAUAUCCAACUAUUCUCCUUCUCUUCAUUAGCUUUCUUUCCUUCUUAGCAUGAGAACUUGCACAGAAGGCCUAAGUGCAGAAGAGUCUGAACCUAGUGGAAAUAGCAAGCUCAGAAUGAGCACUAGCAGCACAAAGAACUUAUUACAAAAGCUGGAGAACAUUGAUGAAAAUGGUCCUGCUUUUUGGCAACCUGUCUCAUGUGAUGCGCCUGAAACUCCUACUGAGUCCAUGGAGUUUCUUGCUAGAUCAUGGAGCCUUUCAGCCAUGGAGCUCUCUAAAGCACUUUCCAACACUCAUGUAGCUUCUGAAAACGUUAAGAAGCAACCUGGGUUCUCUGCUCAAGCUGAAGAGCAAGGUGCAAGUGCUAAAGAACCCAAAGAAACUGAAUUGUUUUUACUUCAUCAAUCACUCAACCCAGAAUUCCUUUCCAGUCGACCGCUCAAAACUGGGCUAUCCAAGAGCAUAGUUAAAGGGAGAACAAUGGGAAGAUGGUUGAAGGAUCAAAAAGAGAGGAAGAAGCAGGAGAUCAGAACUCAUAAUGCACAACUGCAUGCAGCUAUAUCCGUAGCAGGGGUUGCUGCUGCUGUUGUUGCAGCUCUAGCUGCCUCAAAUGUGAUGUCAGCAGAAAUGGCUUUCAACCGCCAGAAGAUACAUUCCAAAAAACCAGCUGCAAUGGCUUCAGCAGCAGCUCUGGUAGCAUCUCACUGCAUCGAGAUUGCAGAGGAAAUGGGUGCUGAUCAUGACCAAAUCAUAAUGGUUGUCAACUCUGCAGUUAAUGCAAGGACUAGUGGAGAUAUCAUGACCCUAACAGCUGGAGCAGCUACAGCCUUGCUAGGAGCUAACACUCAAAAAGCGAGGCUGCAAAAGAGGCAUGGAAGUACAGCCUUUGCUCUGGUGGAGGAAAAGGUUGAAGAAGGAAAAGAAUCUGACAUCUUGGCAGCAUUGAACUUCGUGACUAGAGGGGGAGAACUGCUCAAGCGUACAAGGAAAGGAGCUCUCCACUGGAAGCAAGUUUCUUUUAACAUCAAUUCAAAUUUGCAGGUGGUAGCUAAAAUGAAAAGCAAGCACAUGGCAGGAACAUUCACAAAAAAGAAGAAGUGUGUAGUCUCUGGAGUAUACAGUGACAUACCAGCACGGCCUGGAAGAGGGAAAGAAGACUGCAACGAGGAAAGAGCUUACUUUGGGAUAAAAACAGCUGAAAGAGUGGUAGAGUUUGAAUGCAGAAGCAAAGAUGACAAGCAGAUGUGGACUGAUGGGAUUCGGCAUAUGCUGAAUUGCUGUACCAAUAUAAAAUCGGAGGCAACUUUCAAUUGCUGCAAAACUAGCUUUUGACUUUGCAAAGUGAUUAAAAAGAAAUGCAUAUCUCGUACUUUCUUGAAAUUGAAAAUGUAAACGCACUUUUAACUAUUGUUUGUCAUAUACAAAGCUGAAGGAAGGAAGGGCCUAUUGAAUGAGAUUGGCCAUGGGCAAA
Hevea brasiliensis (rubber tree) is the source of this 1701-nucleotide messenger RNA. Its product is annotated as VAN3-binding protein. The record is from RefSeq and is a predicted model, not a curated record. The transcript has 8 exons. The coding region runs from base 279 to 1562 and encodes 427 amino acids. NCBI's taxonomy places the organism in Eukaryota, Viridiplantae, Streptophyta, Magnoliopsida, Malpighiales, Euphorbiaceae.